Molecule: messenger RNA, 4013 nt
Organism: Pararge aegeria (speckled wood butterfly)
Lineage: Eukaryota; Metazoa; Arthropoda; Insecta; Lepidoptera; Nymphalidae
Exons: 25
Cellular component (GO): membrane
Molecular function (GO): ligand-gated monoatomic ion channel activity
Source: RefSeq, a predicted model, not a curated record
AUGAAGAAGAGAAAUAAUGAUAAUUCUAGAGGUUUCGAAUGCCAUGAAAAGAAUUCUUUGGCCCGGAAUCUAUUUGAACAGAAUGUAUUUUUGGCGCCAUCGCUACAGCGGAAUAGGUCAGAGUAUUUCCUGAACCAGAUUGUCAUUUUAGCUGAUUUGUCAUGCCCGGGAGUGGACUCAUUUUUGAUACAGGCAAGUGAGCAAGGAUACUUCAAGUCUCCAUAUCGCUGGUUGAUCCUGGACGUUGAUAUAGGCGCAUACAAGUUCAACCUGUUCAACAAGCUGGAUAUGCCGCUCAAUAGUAAUGUCGUCUUUGCGAAGAGGAUUGGGCCCGACCACUUCCAUUUUAUAGAAGCUUAUAAAAUAGCUGAAGGCUCAGAAGUUAUUUACUCAACAAGAGGCGCUUGGCGGGCAGCCAACGUGGAAACUAAAAAGUUAUCUAAUUCUAAUGGCACUCUCGGAGAAAGAAACGCGAAUAAUAAUCCGAGUGGCACUGAGGAUGGCGAAAAUAGACGCGUCAAGUCAACUAAAUAUGGCACUGUCGAGGACUACAGGGCAGUUAAAAUAAUGUCUCUAAGGAGGAUGGACUUGCGGCAACACCCUCUUACUAUGGUGAUGGUGAUAACCGAUAGCAACGAGACUAGGUUGCAUUUGGAUGACAGGCUAAAUCUCAACCAAGACUCCAUUUCCAAGAUGUCAUACAUGGUGGUGAAGGUAUGUUUCGACAUGCUUAAUGCCAGCGAGAGACGACUGUUCACCCACACCUGGGGCUACAAAGACAAGAACGGCAAUUGGCAGGGCAUGAUUGACCACCUGAUAAAGAAGGAAGGAGAUCUUGGUACCAUAGCGAUCUUCACCGAGGACCGUAUGAAGGCGGUGGACUACAUAUCCAUGAUAGGCUCGACUUCCGUGAGGUUCGCGUUCCGGGAACCGCCUCUGGCGUUGAUGGAGAACAUCUUCGCACUGCCCUUCACCGAAGCAGUGUGGCUCGCCAUAUUUAUCUGCGUGCUGGGCUGUGCUGUGUUCCUCUUCAUCACCUCCAAGUGGGAGUCAAGCGUCAGCAUGCAAUGCCGAUGAUUUCAGCAUCCAAUGCAGCUGAACGGCACGUGGGCGGAUGUGCUCAUCCUGAUCAUUGGAGCGGUGCUGCAACAAGGAUGCACGCUGGAGCCAAGAUACGCUGCAGGCAGAUGCGUCACAUUGUUGCUGUUCGUGGCCCUCACCAUCCUGUACGCAGCCUACUCCGCCAACAUCGUGGUAUUACUGCGAGCGCCCAGCUCCUCUGUGAAGACUCUGCCCGACCUCCUUAACUCGCCCGUCAAGCUUGGCGCGAGUGACUUCGAAUACAAUCGAUAUUUCUUCAGCAAAGUUAACGAUCCCAUCAGAACUGCGAUUUACAACAAGAAAAUCGCACCGAAAGGAAAGAAGCCAAACUUUUACAGCAUGAAAGAGGGCAUCGAGAAAAUAAGAAAGGGUCUCUUCGCUUUUCACAUGGAGCUGAAUCCUGGCUACAGGUUGAUCCAGGAGACGUUCCUCGAAGAAGAGAAAUGUGACCUGGUCGAGAUGGAUUACUUGAACGAAAUAGACCCCUGGCUUCCGGGACAGAAACGCUCUCCGUACAAGGAUUUGUUCAAAAUUAGUUUCACCAAAAUCCGCGAGACCGGAGUCCAGGCAAACAUCUUCCAUCGUCUCCAGGUCAGCAAACCACACUGCUCGGGCAGCAUCUCAACCUUCAGCAGCGUUGGCAUCACUGAUAUGUACUCGGCCCUCAUGGCGACUCUCUACGGGGUGUUCAUCUCCAUCGGCGUUCUUAUACUUGAGAUCAUGUAUAAGAGACUUUACAGUAAGCAUUGCGAAACGUUAAAACUGACAAAAGAAAUGAGUAAUGUAUUAAAUACAAGAACAUCAAUAGAUGUUGAAGAAAAACAUCAUUACCAACAUCACACAAUGUUAUUUCUGGUAGAUUUAGAUUGUACAGAAUCAGAGGCUUAUUUUCAAGAUUCAAAACUUCUACGGUCUCCGUAUCGUUGGUUAGUUCUUUGCGAUGAUCAAAAUAAAAAUCUUAGCCAGUCUCAAAUUCUGCAAAUAUUAGAACUUCCGUUAUUAGCAGACAGUGAUUUUGUAUUAGCAAAACGGAACGAAGACAGUUUUACUCUAACUGAACUACAUAAACCAUCUACAUUUGGGCCUACAUAUUCCAACUCAAGAGGUUAUUAUAAUGGCAAAGAUUCUAAGCUAGUAGAUACAAGACCUAAUAGAGAGCUGUUCAGGAGACGCAAAGAUGUUAUGGGGCAUCCCCUUACAAUGUCCAAUGUUAUACAGGAUAGCAACACCACUCAGUUUCAUUUACCUCGAGAGGAUAGACUAGAACUUCAAUACGAUUACAUAGCGAAGAUCUCCUGGAUGCACGUAAACAUCGCGUUUCAAAUGCUCAACGCUACGCCACGAUACGUUUUCAGCCACAGAUGGGGCUACAAAAAAAAUGGACAGUGGUCCGGAAUGAUAAACGAUCUUAACACAGGGAGAGCUGAUCUAGGUACAAAUUGCGUUGCCGUAUCUGAACGCUUGAGUGUUGCUGUCUUCACAGACUCCAUCGCAAAGUUCAAAGUAAAGUUCAUCUUCCGGCAACCGCCUCUUGCGUACAUCUCAAAUAUUUUCACUCUUCCUUUCUCCAUCGACGUGUGGAUUGCGAUCAUCUGCUCCAUUAUCAUUUCCAGUAUUACUAUCUGUAUUGCUACUAAGUGGGAGACAUCUCGUUUGGGCACGGAUCGAACUCAACUUGAUGGCAGCAUUGGAGACGCGAUGCUUUUGUCAAUAAGCGCUCUAAGCCAACAAGGCUGUUCCAAAGAACCUAAAAAACUUUCAGGACGUAUUAUGCUAAUAGUAGUGUUUACUGCUCUGAUGGCGCUUUACGCAGCAUAUUCCGCGAACAUUGUUGUACUACUGCAGGCUCCUUCUAAGGCUAUCAAGAAUUUGGAACAGUUGGCUCACUCUAAAAUGACUAUUGCGGCUCUGGAAGUUGACUACAAUCAUUUCGUUCUGAAGGGUCAAAAAGAUCCUGUCAGACGCCUUAUUCACAAAAAAGUGGAACCAUCAAAAGGUAAAGCACAGUUUUAUACACUGAACGACGGUGUUGCGCUUCUACGACAGGGUCACUUUGCGUUUCAUGCUGCCCUAGAGUCGGUCUACCAUCGCAUCGAAAAAACUUUCCUGGAGACGGAGAAAUGCGAUUUAAUGGAGGUGGAUUUUAUGAAUGCGCCAGAUCCCUUUGUGCCAGUUUAUAAGAACUCACCUUAUUUGGAGUUGCUGAGGGUUGCUUUCAAGCGGAUCCACGAAUCCGGCAUCCAAGCAGCACAGCACAGACGCAUACAAGUCCCAAAACCUCGCUGCACCCACAAGAUAUCUGCUUUCAGCAGCGUCGGACUUUUAAACCUUCGACCAGUGCUACUUUUCAUGAUAUACGGAAUCGGAGUGUCUGUUAUGAUACUUUUAGCUGAGAUUAUAACUCACAAAAUAUGUAAUCGCCACGCUACUCAACUCGAUUUUAUACCGAAUGUACGUUCUCUGGAGCGAUCCUCGCAGAUGCUCUCGCUUGUAACGCGUAAGCGGACUCUCAAGUCUUAAGCCAAUAAAAACCCACCGUUUAUUUAAUCAGAGAACAUAGAGAGAAGAGAACCGAGUGCUUAGUGUGGUAUUUUGUACAUACCUAUUCGAUUGCGUGAUAGUUAACUACAAUUUGUAUGGAGAGAUAAGAGCGCCAUCUAGGGGCAAUUUUGAUUCUAUACAAAUCGUAGUUAACUAUUACGCGUUCGAAUAGAUAGAAAAUCUUUGACUAUGACGAGUGCGUCAUCCACACUCUCGCUAAGUAAUCAUCGUCUCGUCGAGAGUGUGAACUACCAUAUAAACGUCAACGCAAAGUUAUAUUUUGAUUUGUUCUAGGUCUCAACACUUUAAUUACUGAAAUUAUUGAUAUUAAUUCAUUUGUAUUCGUUCACUUGUCGUGUACUUAAAAACAA